This is a messenger RNA of Arabidopsis thaliana (thale cress), 186 nucleotides long. RefSeq lists its product as uncharacterized. Lineage: Eukaryota; Viridiplantae; Streptophyta; Magnoliopsida; Brassicales; Brassicaceae. Bases 1 to 186 code for a protein of 61 amino acids. The record is from RefSeq and is marked reviewed. The transcript has 3 exons.
AUGGCGGGACCGUUGGAGAGUUUGUCUCAUAUGUUUCCUUUUACUGCAACUGAUUCAGCAACCAUAGAGGAAAUAUUUACGGUUAGGUUAACUUAUAGCAAGUCUAAGGCGAAGUGUAUGUAUCUGUAUAACGCAAACAAUGGAAUCGACAUAGAAAAACCUCAUCCAUUAGAUGUUAAGAAUUAG